Molecule: messenger RNA, 2676 nt
Organism: Limanda limanda (common dab)
Lineage: Eukaryota; Metazoa; Chordata; Actinopteri; Pleuronectiformes; Pleuronectidae
Gene: cd99
Product: CD99 molecule
Exons: 13
Coding region: 165-839 (224 amino acids)
Biological process (GO): positive regulation of neutrophil extravasation; homotypic cell-cell adhesion; T cell extravasation
Source: RefSeq, a predicted model, not a curated record
AUAGUCGGUAACAGGACACCAGUCAGAGCCGGAGACCUGAGUCCUCAGAUCCGUGCGAGCUGGAGAAACACUCUCGAACACGGAGCAGAACAGUCGGCAGCAUUAAUAAGACUAAAAACUAAAAGCUUUAACGGAACGGUGGAGAAAGAAACUUCCCAGUAAACAUGGCGUUUUGCCUGAGGGUAGUUUUACUUCUUUUUCUCGUUGCUGGGACUUUAGCACAAGACGGAUUUGACCUUGGGGAUGCCCUUGAUGGUCUAGAUCCACCAACUGUAAAACCUAAGGAGCAACCAAAGGCCCCGGAGAAGCCUAAAUCUGAUGGUGGCUUCGGAUUGGAUCUGGCUGAUGCAUUUGGACCAGACGAGACAACAACUGUGAAGCCCAAGAAACCAAGUUCUGGUGAUACUGGUGGAGAUGGAUUUGAUCUGGGUGAUGCAUUGGGUCCAGACACCGACCCCAAACCUGACAAACCUGCUGUCAAGCCACCAACGAAUACAGGGGGUGGUGGAUCAUUCAGUGACUCUGACUUGUCGGAUAUCGGUGGUGGAGGGGAGUACAAGCCCGAUGGAGGCAGCUCAGAUGGAGGCCGUCCACAGAACCCGGGCUAUGAUUCUAACGGCGGUGCUGAACAACCUCAAGAAGCUGGAUCUGGAACGAUUGCAGGAAUUGUCAGUACCAUAGGAGUCGCUCUGGCCGGGGUAGCAGGCAGUUACUUUGCUUACCAGAAGAAAAAGCUCUGCUUCAAGCUGCAGGGAGGUGUGGAUCCUGAAAGUGGUAAAGCCGGGCCUGGCACUCAUUCUGAACCUCAAGUACUCAGCAACCUGCUCAGCACAAACUAGACGGCCUCUUUCCAAGCACCAGACAAAGGGGGUCUUUACAACAACACAGAAGUGUAUUCAACUCUCAGCCUCUUGAUCCACAACGUGAGACCUUCUCUGCAUCAUUCUGCAGCCGGAUUAGUUAAAACUAUAAAAAAACUGAAGCCUAACUGACAAAUGUCAAACUCAAAAUAGUUAUGUACCAUUUAUUGCUCCAUUAACUUUGAACAAAACCUCCUGCUUGUUUUAUAGAGCGAAGUGAGGAUUUCAGCAUGUAUAUUUGCACGGAGCUCUGUGUCCAUGUGUACCAGCUUUCUUUCUUUUCAUCAUUUUAACACUGUAAGCUUUUAACAAAGUUGCUACAUGGGCGGGGCACCUUGUUCCCUAUGGUCUUCUGGGAUACAUUGUAGUAUUAGACUCAAUUGGCGUCAAAGAAGGAUUGAACAAACCUUUAAUUGUAUUUGUUUGGCUCAGAAUGUAUAUACUUUUACUCUUUCAUCUAGCUAUUUGUUUUAGCUUAAGCUCCUAUCAAAGAAACUCAACUCUUUCUGCAUAACUUUCAAACUAAAAGCCUACCAAUAACAAGAUCUGUUGAGGUAACUUUAAUGUGAAAUGCAAUCCUCAGGAAGGGUCUAUUUUAAUUGACAGCAAUUUAAAUCAGGAUUCAUCAACUGUGGACAGGGUAACAAGAUAAUUAAUCAGCUGAUUAUUAUUAGCAAUAUAUUCUAUUUUUUAGAUAUUCAUUGUCUUGACUGAUCUACAUGAAUGAUUCAAGUGGCACUUCAUUGCGGUGAAAAUAUAAACUACAUUUGAUUAAAACAUUUCAGAUAGUUUCCCCAGCUUAGCGUUAAGUGAAAACAAAUGUCGCGAAAUUCAGCAUACACAUCCCAAGUAAGCUAUAUCGAAGAUGUAAACAACAUUAGUCAGAGUAUGUGUUAUCAUGCAUGACAUCCUUUUUAUAAUUUACCAUUUUUGGUAACUUCGUAUGAGCACCACGGCUUCCCCAUCAUCCCAUUUAGUUUUAUUCUUUCACAGCUGCACUGACCACAUUUUUGCUGUUGUUACAAACGCACAGAAAUUGUAUCAAUUUUGGGUAUUUUCUUUGCUUUAACAAGCCAAUACUCUUAUUAAAGUGAGACAACGAACAUUGUUAUAUUUGUAUUAUUAUUAUAAUUUAAGACUCAGAUGUUUUGGAUUUAUUUUUGCACGCAAAGCAGCCUUACAAGCAUCCCUCUUGAGUCUGUUUAAUUUUAAAGACAGCUAUUAUCAUCUGCAUUUAUGUCUUCAUUACAUUUUGAUGCAGUUUGUUAUUCAUGUGAAUCCACGAAGAAAAAACAUCAAUUACGCACAUCCUGCAAUUAUGGUAAAACCAUAACCAAAUAGACAAACUAGCUUCAAAUAGGUCUUGCCUAUUGUACAUACGGUUCGUAUGUGUCUUAAGUUGCAAUAUGCUCUCUAGCAAUGUAAUCAGUUUCUUUAAUCACAAAUAAUGACAGACACACGUAUGUACACUAAUAAACGUUAUUGCAUCAGGGAAUGGCAGUUGAGUGAGAAUUGUUGUGAUGCCAAACAAUACAAUGAAUUGCAUCCUUGUUGAGCUGUAAAUACUUGAGAAUAAUGUGUAUAGAUAUCCGCUUACUUUUGCUUUAGGCUGCGUGCUGCAGUGUGCUUUGAGCAUUUCAAUAUCAAUAUGAGCAUGAGCUCACUUUGAAGUGUAUUUUGAGUAUUUCUUUUGUUGUCAACUUUUACAAGCAGAAACUUGAUUCAGUUUUAUCUCAUCUGAUGAGAUAAAUGUUACUUUUGGAGUGGAUUUAACGUGUGUGUACAUGAUUUCAAUAAAGUGCUGUUGUGUACAGUU